Messenger RNA from Dicrocoelium dendriticum, 438 nucleotides. The record is from the annotation of a GenBank genome assembly. NCBI's taxonomy places the organism in Eukaryota, Metazoa, Platyhelminthes, Trematoda, Plagiorchiida, Dicrocoeliidae.
AUGGGGGUGGGUGGGGUAGGUGGAGGGGGGGCGGGUGGCGUGGGGGGGGGGGUAGUUCGGGGGGGGUGGGGGCGGGGGGGAUGGGGGGGGGAGGAGGGGUGGUUGGGGGUGGUGGGGUGUUCGUUGGUGGGUCGUGGGGAUAAGGGGCGCGAGUGUGGGGGGGGGGGUGGGGCGUGGUGGGGGGGGGGGUGGGGGGGGAUUGGGGGGGGGGGGUUGGUUGGGUUAGGUGGGGGGGUGUUGGUGGUUGUGUGGGGGUGGUGGGCGGUGGUUGGUGUCUGGAUUUUGAGUGGGAGUGGGGGGUUGAGUGAGGUGUGGGGGGGGGGGGGGGUGGGGUCUGGGGGGGGGGCUGGAGGGGUAGGGGGGGGGUGCGGGGGGCGGGGGGGGGAGUGGGGGGGGGGGGAGGGUGGUUGGGGUUGCGGUAGUGGGGUGUGGGGUUAA